UUAGCCCAACCAUUUCUACUCUUAUCGUCUCCCUCUUCCUCUUCCUCUCACUCCUCCAUGCUAAUUAUGGAGUCUCUUUCUUUGCUCCUCUCAUCCUCUCCACCUCUUCAAAACCACCCUAGAACCCUUAAAUCUACCUCCUCCAAAUCCACUUCUAUUCUCCCCAACUCUCUCUCUCUUUCUUCUUCUUCAACCCAUUCUUCCACCACCCAAAUAAACGAUCUUUCUCUUCUCAAAACUUUAACCAAAACCCAUCUCUCUUUCACCAUAGUUGACCUCUUUACUUCUCUCCCUUGCCUUGCAGCUGAAACUGUUGUCUCUUCAACCGAACCGGCUUCAGACAAAAUAAACUUGGAGUCAAUCUUAAUCUCCAUUGAUGACUUCUUCAACAGAUACCCUUUCUUUGUUGCUACCUGUACAUUCAUUUGGCUUUUUGUUAUACCCUUAACCCAACAGUACUUAAGCAAAUAUAAGUUGGUCUCUGCCAUUGAUGCUUUUAGGAAACUCCGUGAUGACCCUAAUGCUCAGCUUCUCGAUAUCAGGAACACCAAGACUUUGGUGUCUCUGGGGUCUCCCAAUUUGAAAUCUUUAAGCAAGAGUGUGGUUCAGGUUCAAUUUACUGAAGGAGAUGAAGAUGGGUUUGUUAAGAAUGUGUUGGAUAAUUUUGCUGACCCUGCAAAUACUGUUCUCUGUAUUAUGGACAAUUUUGAAGGUAAUUCCUUGACUGCGGCGGAGUUGUUGUUCAAGAAUGGGUUCAAAGAGGCUUAUGCAAUCAAGGGUGGGGUUAGAGGCAAACAAGGGUGGUUGGAAAUACAGGAUACCUUAUUGCCACCUUCUGUACACAUCAUACCAAGGAAGAAAAAGAAGGUUAAAGUUUCGCAAAAGCUUGGGAUAAAUGGAGUUAACCAACAAUCUGGAGAUAAAAAGGAGGACUCCUCAUCUGUAAGUGUCGCUAUUGUACAAAGCCAAAUGGAGAACAAUGUGCAUUUAAACAACUCUACAAACAUAAAAAUUGGCUCAAGAUCAUCCUCUUUCUACCAAAUUACCCAGAUCUGAAACCACCAUCCUCGCCGACGCCAUCAAAGCCAUGAAACCAAUGCUACAAGGAUCUUGCUCAAACUCAAUCAUCUUUGAGAUUCAUCUUCUGGUAAGCCAUGAAACUCAAGGAUCAAAGCGAUGAAACUGAUGCUUCAAGGAUCUUGCCGAAACUCAAUCAUCUUUGAG
Pistacia vera is the source of this 1224-nucleotide messenger RNA. Its product is annotated as rhodanese-like domain-containing protein 4A, chloroplastic. The record is from RefSeq and is a predicted model, not a curated record. Lineage: Eukaryota; Viridiplantae; Streptophyta; Magnoliopsida; Sapindales; Anacardiaceae. The coding region runs from base 58 to 1056 and encodes 332 amino acids. The transcript has 4 exons.